This is a messenger RNA of Meloidogyne enterolobii, 873 nucleotides long. The record is from the annotation of a GenBank genome assembly. Lineage: Eukaryota; Metazoa; Nematoda; Chromadorea; Rhabditida; Meloidogynidae.
UUCCGCAGAAUUCCGCUUUUUUGACCCACCCGCUUCCGUCUUCCGCUUUUUAAAAUUGAAAAUUAUCCAUCCCUUUUAUACAUACUUCUCAAAACUUUAUCUUUCCCCCUUCUGCCUUUUAUUUAACAACAACAAAAACCCCUAUUUAAUAAUCAAAAACAAUUAACUUUAUCAAAUUUUCUUUAGUAUAUUUAGAAAAGAAUAUAUUAAUUUAAGUUAAAAAUAAAUAUUAUGGAAAAUCUAAGUUCUAUUUUAAUUAAUAAAAGUAAGGAAAUUGAAGAAGAAGAUGAAGUUGGGGAUAAAAUGACGGUUUUUGAAGAAUAUUUUUAUUUGGUUAAUGGAUUAAUUGGAACUUUUUUAAAUUUAAUUGUUUUAUUAAUUGCUUAUUUAAAUGUUAAUAUUAAUGAUAAACCUAGACAGAUAAUUGUUAUAAAUAUGACUUUGGCUGAUUUAUUAACUUAUGUAAGUAUUUUCCCUCAAUUUAUUUGUUAUCCUUAUUAUGUUUUAAUUGUUACUUCACAAUUAUGUAGUUGUUUAAAUCUUUUAUGGAUUAAUUUGGAUAAAUUUUUAUUUAUUAAAUUUCCAUUACAUUAUUAUACUUUGGUUAGCAAAAGGAGAGUUAUUUGGGUAAUGAUUGGAAGUUGGGCAUUAAUUUUUGGAUUUGUUAUUUUUUUAUAUUGGUUUAUGGAAAUUAAGCAUCCAUGUGAAAAAGUAAUUUUAUCUGGACAUAUUUAUUUAUUAAUUUGUUUACUUUAUAUUAUUUCAAUAAUUGCUUCUUUAACACUUUCUGCCAUUAUAUUUUAUAUUGCACAAAAAUCAAGACGUUCUUUAGAUUCUUCAAAAGAAUCAAAGGUAAAAAUGAAAUAUUUUUAA